UCAAAAGAUCUUGUCACGCCAUUUUUGAUGAAAAUGCUUGGACAAAUGCAAGUUCUCAGUAGUAAUCUGAAAUGUGAAAGGCAACCAGACGGUAAAUUCCUCUAUGAGUACUCGGUACAAGUGCACCCUUACGAAGAGGACGAAGAUCUCGCGGCAAUUCUUCGCUCUGAUUCUCAAUCAUCCGCGGGAUUUUCGACCAACUCCGGUUUUGCCUCCACGGCUGAUUACCCAUCCUACUCUGGCGAUAAUUUAAGAGGACCUUCGAUUAGUAGAAGCUUCCAUUCUGAAGCUGAGUGCAUAUACAUGUACGAAGUGCGAUUCAUUUUGUACCAUCGCAAUAUGAAUGGAAGAGCUCAAUUACGGCUCAAAGAUGAGUUCCCGUGCAGUACUACUGUUCGAGAGGUCAUCGACCACUUUCGAGUUGAGACGGACGGUGUUCACAGGGGUGUAUUUGCGCCUCGCCUCGCCUAUGCUCUUGGAAGUGCACGGGGCGGUUCCUACCCGCUACUGGACUGCGACCUGGACAAAACUCUUCUAGAACUUUGUGGGAAUGAUGCGGAUACAAACACAAUAACAAUCAUUGCAGAUGUAACACGUUGA
This is a messenger RNA of Cylicostephanus goldi, 600 nucleotides long. The record is from the annotation of a GenBank genome assembly. Lineage: Eukaryota; Metazoa; Nematoda; Chromadorea; Rhabditida; Strongylidae.